Liolophura sinensis is the source of this 3152-nucleotide messenger RNA. RefSeq names its product vacuolar protein sorting-associated protein 35-like. Gene Ontology annotation, cellular component: retromer, cargo-selective complex; retromer complex; late endosome. The transcript has 17 exons. The record is from RefSeq and is a predicted model, not a curated record. NCBI's taxonomy places the organism in Eukaryota, Metazoa, Mollusca, Polyplacophora, Chitonida, Chitonidae. Gene Ontology annotation, biological process: intracellular protein transport; retrograde transport, endosome to Golgi. The coding region runs from base 1 to 2427 and encodes 808 amino acids.
AUGACCCAGGAACCUCUCACGAAUCUGGUCGCUCCUAGCACACCUCAGUUAUCCCCUCAGGAGGAGCAGGAGAAGCUGCUGGAGGAGGCCCUCAGUGUGGUUAAGAACCAGGCCUUCCAGAUGAAGAGAUGUCUGGACAAAGGGAAGCUGAUGGAUGGGUUAAAACAUGCCUCUAAUAUGCUGGGAGAAUUGAGAACUUCUAUGCUCUCGCCAAAAAGCUACUAUGAACUCUAUAUGGGAAUCUCAGAUGAGCUGCGUCACCUGGAGAUGUACUUAGUGGACGAGUUCCAGAAAGGCAGGAAGGUGGCUGAUCUGUAUGAGCUGGUCCAGUACGCUGGCAACAUUGUACCCAGGCUGUAUCUGUUGAUAACAGUGGGUGUGGUAUACAUCAAGUCAAAUGAGCUGUCACGUAAGGACAUUCUCAAGGACCUGGUGGAAAUGUGCCGUGGCGUCCAGCACCCACUGAGGGGCCUCUUCCUGCGUAACUACCUCCUCCAGUGCACCAAAAACGUCUUACCAGAUGUUGAAGAGGAACAGAGUAAGACAGAGUUGGAGUCUGGCACAGUGAAGGAUUCCAUUGACUUCAUCUUGCUGAACUUCUCCGAGAUGAACAAGCUGUGGGUGAGGAUGCAGCAUCAAGGUCACUCCCGUGACAAAGACAAGAGAGAGCAGGAGAGGCGUGAACUGAGGAUUCUUGUUGGCACAAACCUUGUGAGACUGAGUCAGCUCGAGUGUAUCAACAUGGACAGUUACAAAAAGGUGGUGCUGUCAGGUGUCCUGGAACAGGUGGUUAGCUGUAAGGAUGCUAUAGCUCAGGAGUAUCUUAUGGAGUGUAUUAUUCAGGUGUUCCCAGAUGAUUUUCACCUGCAGUGCCUGAAUGCAUUCCUGCGGGCGUGUGCUGAACUUCACCCUGAUGUCAAUGUUAAGAACAUCAUCAUCGUUCUGAUAGACAGACUUGCCCAGUUUGCUCACAGUGAAGAAGGAUCGGGGAUUCCCUCUGAUAUCCAACUCUUUGACAUCUUCUCACAGCAAAUUGCACAAGUCAUUCAGAACCGACCAGACAUGCCCCCUGAGGACAUAGUAUCCCUGCAGGUGGCCCUCAUUAACCUGGCUCUCAAGUGUUACCCAGACAAAGUGGACUACGUGGACAAAGUGCUAGAAACCACGGAGGAGAUCUUCAACAAGAUGAACCUGGAUCACUUGGAGCACGGCAGUCCAGUGUGGAAAGAGCUACAGAGGCUGAUGAAGAUCCCCAUAGACUCCUACGACAACAUUCUGACUGUUUUACAACUGGGGCACUACGGGCCAAUGUUUGAGUACUUUGACUUCAAGGGGCGUAAAGUCAUGAGUGCGUAUCUCAUCAACAACGCACUGGAGAGCGAGACCAAGAUUCCCAGUCAAGAUGAGGUGGAUUCAAUCCUGAAUAUUGUGAAUGUGUUAAUACAAGACCAGAACGAUCAACCUGAGGAACCAGAUGAUCCAGAGGACUUUGCAGAAGAGCAAGGCCUGAUGGGAAGGUUUAUACAUCUCCUCCAAUCAGAUGAUCCUAACCAACAGUUUCUGAUUUUAAACACAGCUCGUAAACAUUUUGGUGCAGGCGGGGAUCAGAGAAUUAAGUAUAGCCUGCCACCAAUUGUCUUUGCGGCUUAUAGACUGGCGUUUAAAUACAAGGAGCUGAAGGAUGAGGAUGAAAACUGGGAAAAGAAAUGUCAGAAAAUCUUCCAGUUCUGCCAUCAAACAAUUGGGGCUCUUAUCAAAGCUGAGCAGGCCGAGAUUCCACUGAGGUUAUUCCUCCAGGGGGCGCUGGCAGCGGGGCAGAUCGGCUUUGAGAACCAUGAGACAAUGGCCUACGAAUUCAUGUCACAGGCUUUCUCUCUGUACGAGGAUGAAAUCAGCGACAGUAAAGCACAGCUGGCGGCCAUCACGCUGAUCAUUGGGACGUUUGAGAGGAUGUCCUGUUUUGGGGAGGAGAAUCAUGAGCCUUUGAGGACACAGUGUGCUCUGGCUGCCUCUAAACUGCUGAAGAAACCGGACCAAUGUAGGGGUGUAGCCGUGUGUUCUCAUCUGUUCUGGUCGGGCAAGUCGGCUGGACAUGAAGGAGAGAUGCAGGAUGGGAAGCGUGUAGUGGAGUGUCUCAAGAAAGGCCUGAGGAUAGCUAACCAGUGUAUGGAUAGCUCUGUGCAAGUCCAGCUCUUUGUCGAGUUACUCAACCAUUACAUCUACUUCUUUGAGAAAGGCAAUGAUCAGGUAACUGUGCAGGUAAUCAGUCAGUUAAUUGGAAAGAUCAAAGAAGAUGUUCCAAACUUGGAGGCCAAUGAAGAGACGGAGCAAAUCAAUAAGCAUUUCCAGAACACAUUGGAACACCUGCAGCUACGACUGGACUCUAAAGACUCUGAAGGUCCUAUGUACAAAGGCUUGACUCUCUGAUGAGGCAGGGAGGGAGGGAGGCAGGACUGCUGACAAGUGUGGCUCUUGCAGAUGCAUUGUGGGGAUGGGCAAAUCAUGACCUGUGCCGCGGAUGAUUCCUAGUGGUGUGCAAACACUUCAGAGCAAAGCUGGACAAUAUGGGAGAAUUCUACUAUUGUGGCAAGCCUGUGUUAUUGGAUUGGUUGAUUUCAUUUUGAAGUAUCUGCCUCGUUACAUGCCAGAGUAUUUGAAAACGUUACUCUAUAGGAAUGUCAGUGUUCUGUGAAAACCAUGUGUAGAUGAACCAGUCAGUUGCCUUGUUUUCAUAAUAGUAAAAAUGUACAUGUAUGUGAAUAUCAGCAUUCUCUGACCACCAGGCCAGUCUUUUCCUUUGUGUUUAGAAUCUACUUCUGCAAACUCUCACGGGUUUCCCCCAGGUUCUGCCCAGUUUCCUUCCCACCAUAAUGCUGGCUGUUGUCGUAAAAGUGUAAAACUCCAAAAAAAAAAUCAAAUAAACAAAUAACAUUGCCACAGAAAGGAUGCAUAGGAAUUAUCAGUGUACAUAUGUGUAUAUGCCAUCACCAUGUUAUGUUAGGUGUUCAUUUGUGUUAAGUAUCUGCUUUAUUGCAUGCCAAAAUAAAGCCCUGUGAAAAUGUUAGUAUACUGUGACAAGCACGCUUUGGUAUAAAAUAUAUCUGUUUCAUUGCAUGCCAGAAUAAAGCUUUGUGAAAAUGUUUAUAUAUAGU